Messenger RNA from Miscanthus lutarioriparius, 3153 nucleotides. Lineage: Eukaryota; Viridiplantae; Streptophyta; Magnoliopsida; Poales; Poaceae. The record is from the annotation of a GenBank genome assembly.
AUGGGACCGUCUGGCAGAAGCUGGCUCGUCGUCCUCCUCGUCUCUGCAACCCUCUGCGCCCAUGUAUCAGGUAGCCUUUUUCCUUCACAUGAAGAACUUCUUGUGCGGACCAAGAUCGCUGCGGCGUCCAACGACACGACCCUGUUGGCGGCGGAGCGGACGCGGCGGAAGGACCCCCUCGACGGGCUCAGGUACUACACCGGCGGCUGGAACAUCAGCAACAGGCACUACCUGGCGUCUUCAGGUUUCAGCGCGGCGCCCGUGUUCGCGUUCGCCGCGCUCUGGUUCGUCGCGGUCGCGGCGGCGGCGCUCAUCGCCUGCUGCUGCAGCUGUUGCUGCCGCGGCGGCGGCGGCAGCAGCAGCUACUCCUACUCGCGCCGGGUGUUCGCUCUCUCGCUCCUGCUCCUGCUCGUCUUCACAGCCGCAGCCGUCAUCGGGUGUGCGGUUCUGUACGACGGGCAGGGCAAGUUCAACGGCAGCACGACGGCGACGCUGGACUACGUGGUGAGACAGGCCGACGGCGCCGCGGCCACCAUGCGCAACUUCACGGGCCUCCUGCAGACGGCGAAGACGGUGGGCGGCGGCGUGGCCUCGCUGCCCGCCGACGUCGCGCGGAGCAUCGACGACGUCGCGGGCCGGGUGGACGCGGCCUCCGACGAGCUCACCGCGCGCACGGCUAGCAACUCCCGCAGGAUCCGGACAGCGCUGGACACCAUAAGGAAGGUCCUGAUUGGUGUCGCGGCCGUGAUGCUCGUCCUCGUGCUUCUUGGCUUCGUGUUCUCGUUGACCGGGAAGAAGUCGCUUGUGUCCAUAGUGGUGUUUCUUGGAUGGAUCAUAAUCACUGCGACACUAAUACUGUCCGGCACUUUCCUUCUCCUGCACAACGUGAUAGGCGACACCUGCGUGGCCAUGGACGAGUGGGUGGUCCAGCCGCAGGGGCAGAGCCACACGGCGCUGGACGACAUCCUCCCCUGCGCCGACGCGGCGGUGACGGCGGAGGCCCUGCGCCGGAGCAAGGAUGUCAACUUCCAGCUCGUCUCCAAGCUCAACGAGCUGGUCUCCAACGUGUCCAACCGCGACGUGCCUGCCCAGGUCGGCCCUCCGCUCUACUACAACCAGUCCGGGCCUCUCGUGCCGCUCUUAUGCAGCCCCUACAACGCCGCCGACCUCUCCGACCGAUCCUGCGCCGCCGGCGAGGUCACCACCGACAACGCGCAACAGGUGUGGCAGCGCUACGUGUGCCGCGCGACGGGGUCGUCGGGGCAGGAGGUGUGCUCGACGGUGGGCCGCCUGACGCCGGCGAUGUACUCCCAGAUGGUCACCGUGGCCGGCCUCAGCGACGGGCUGCGCGGGCAGUCCCCCGCCCUGGCCGACAUCGCGAGCUGCGUGACCGUGCGGCGCGCGUUCCAGACGGUGAGCCAGCGCGGCUGCCCCCGCUGCGGCGGGACAGCGGCCAGCUGUACCAGGCGCUGCUCGCGGCGUCGUUGGCCGCGAUGCUCGCCGCGGCGGCGUGGGUGGUGCACUCCCGGGAGCGGCGGCGGCGCCGGGAGAGCGAGCGGUUCAAGGUGUCCCCGUACAGGCUCCCCAUCGAGGAGAAGGUGCUGCUCAACAGCCCCCGACGGCCGUACAGGCGAGUGUAACAGGAGCUUGAUCACCAGCCAAACGCCGGCGGGUUUCUGCAGCACAGUGACGACGGUGCAGGCCCGGCCCGCCUCGGUCAUUGCCUUCAACCAGAUCCUCACUGCUGUCUCACGUGCCUCAGGCCGGCGCUCCUCCACCUCAGGCUCAGACCUCGUCAUCUCCCUCUUCAACCGGAUGAUACGUGACUGCUCCCACAAGGUGGCUCCCGACAGUUUCACCUACAGCAUCCUCAUCGGUUGCUUCUGCCGUAUGAGCCACCUGAAUCAUGGCUUCACCACCUUUGGCCUCAUCCUUAAGACAGGCUGGAGGGUGAAUGACAUAGUCAUCAGUCAACUGCUCAAUGGUCUCUGUGACGCAAAGAGGGUGGGCGAGGCCAUGGACGUUUUGCUGCAACGAAUGCCUGAGCAUGGCUGCACGCCAGAUGUAGUUUCAUAUAACAUACUUCUCAAUGGUUUCUGCAAUGACAACAGAGCUGAGGAGGCACUUGAGCUGCUCCAACGAAUGCCUGAGCUUGGCUGCACGCCAAAUGUAGUUUCAUAUAGCAUACUUCUCAAGGGUUUCUGCAAUGACAACAGAGCUGAGGCGGCAUUUGAGCUGCUGCAUAUGAUGGCUAACGAUCAAGAUGUUGUGACCUAUUGCUUAGUUGCAGAAAAUCUCAUACAAGAAGGGUUGCUAGAGGAGUUUGAUGGUCCGUUUUCAACAAUGGAAAAGAGUGGUACUGCUCCAGACUCACGUAUGUUAAAUGCUCUAGUUAGGAGGCUGUUGCAGAGAGGUGACGUUAGCAGGGCUUUGGCUUGCCUCUCCAAACUUGAUGAGAAGAAUUUCUCACUUGAGGCUUCCACUACUUCUGUGCUUAUAUCACUUUUCUCGAGGGGUGAAUAUCAGCACCAUGCAAAGUCUCUGCCUGAAAAGUAUCUGUCAAUCACACAUGGUACUCAGCCUGUUGGACUGGCUUCUGCCAUGAAUCAGCUUCCUGAUGAGGCUAUUGAGCUUGCUGCUGCAUCACAUAUCGAGAGGGAACUGCAAAUCACUAGCUGGAAUCUUACAAGUAAUUUUGUUGCUUGUACUAAUCAGAAAGUGGGUGUGCCUAGUACCCAGCAAGAUAGAUGGGAGGUUAUAGAAUUAAGAUUGAUUCAGGGCAGAGAAAAUAUAGAAAGAUUAGAAAUCACUGGUGUUGGAGAUCCAUCUGGUUGUGGGUUAGGAUUCAACUAUGUGCGAGUAGCACCAAAAGCACCUGCCUCCAAUUCAGUGCUCAAGAAGAAGUCAGCUGCUGCAAUGAGUACCACUGUUGAAAAUUCUUUUGCUGAGGGUGGUUUGCCCUCAAAACUAAAACCAAAGAUGGCACUCGAUGUAAAUGAGAUCCUUCUAGUUAAAAAGAAAAGUGUUCUAGGAAAGGAUGGACCUAAGUGCCACUGGAAUACUGGAUGUUGGUUUGCUAUUGUGCUUAUAAAAGUAUUAGGUUGGAAGUAUGCUGCUAAAAUUCUGAAAUUUGAAUACGUGCUAGUUCGAUGA